UUAAGUUUUAACGAGAAAGAAAGGAAUCUGACCGAAACCCUAAUCCCAACAGAUCGAUCACCUCAACGAUCGAUCGAUCUAGCAAUUCGUCGCCAUGGGAAACACAGAGAGGCUGAUGAACCAAAUCAUGGAGCUCAAAUUCACUGCGAAGAGCCUCCAACGCCAAUCUCGCAAGUGCGAGAAAGAAGAGAAAUCGGAGAAACUCAAGGUCAAGAAAGCCAUCGAGAAAGGUAACAUGGACGGUGCAAGAAUCUACGCAGAGAAUGCGAUCCGCAAGCGCAACGAACAGAUGAACUAUCUCCGCUUAGCUUCUCGCCUUGAAGCCGUAGUUGCCCGCCUCGACACACAGGCUAAGAUGCAAACAAUCAGUAAGUCCAUGUCCUCGAUUGUCAAAUCCCUAGAAUCCUCUCUCGCUACUGGGAAUCUGCAGAAGAUGUCGGAGACGAUGGACCAGUUCGAGAAACAGUUUGUGAACAUGGAGGUUCAGGCAGAGUUCAUGGAGAGUUCCAUGGCUGGAAGCACUUCUUUGUCGACCCCUGAAGGGGACGUCAACAGCUUGAUGCAACAGGUCGCUGAUGAUUACGGUUUGGAGGUCUCUGUUGGGCUUCCUCAGGCGGCUGGGCAUAUUCCGGCCAAGGUGGAGGAGAAGGUCGAUGAGGAUGAUCUGUCGAGGCGCUUGGCUGAUCUGAAGGCCAGAGGUUAACGAAAUUGGUUGACUUCCCGGUUAGUUCUUAGUUCUUACCUACGUGCAUAAUCUGUGGAGUUGACUUAUGGCUCAGAUACUUUGAUUGUCAAUGGGUCUGUAUUUAGAAUGUCCAUCUGUGGAAGAAUGCAUACAUGAUAUAUUUAUGUAAAGGAAAAAUAAUUUGACUGAGAAAUGGUUUUCUUCUUUUACUGUAUUGUUUGUUGUGCAGAUUCAUGGCU
Molecule: messenger RNA, 924 nt
Organism: Telopea speciosissima
Lineage: Eukaryota; Viridiplantae; Streptophyta; Magnoliopsida; Proteales; Proteaceae
Product: ESCRT-related protein CHMP1B-like
Exons: 1
Coding region: 95-703 (202 amino acids)
Biological process (GO): endosome transport via multivesicular body sorting pathway; late endosome to vacuole transport; protein transport
Cellular component (GO): ESCRT III complex; multivesicular body
Source: RefSeq, a predicted model, not a curated record